Molecule: messenger RNA, 1880 nt
Organism: Oryzias melastigma (Indian medaka)
Lineage: Eukaryota; Metazoa; Chordata; Actinopteri; Beloniformes; Adrianichthyidae
Gene: tmem88b
Product: transmembrane protein 88 b
Exons: 3
Coding region: 950-1627 (225 amino acids)
Cellular component (GO): plasma membrane
Molecular function (GO): PDZ domain binding
Source: RefSeq, a predicted model, not a curated record
UUUAACUGAUUCCCAGCCCUAAUUUAAUUAGAUUUUUUUAUAAACCAUCCAUGUUUUUGGUGGUGGAUUGAUAAAUAGUCUUUGUAAAAUGUUUAUUAGGCUUUUACUUUGGGAAAUCUGUGACGUUUUUUGCCAUUUAAAACAUUUUAGUAGUUAAGAAGUAUGGAGAGAAUUCGGACAAAACCAUCCAGUCAGUGGUUGGCUUCAAGAAGUUGGACCAGUUUACAUUUGAUUGUUUUUAAAGGUUUAAAGUUUUUGUUAAAAUAAAUAUCUGUCCUCUUUGGUUUUUGACAUUUGAAGCUCCGCCCUCUUCACUUCUGCUCGACGACCAAACAAAUCUGUAUUCAGGAUUCUCUUUUCAUAACCGUGAAGACUCACCAAAGUCUGCCUCGCCGCCCUUCCCCCCGUUGUGUUUUUUUUUCCCUGAACCUCAACUUAUCAGGCCAACGACUCGCUGUGACCCCAACACCCAGCCCCCACUGCAGCAGCGAGAGGGUGAGGGGGGGUAUAGUAUGUCCUGGAUAAGGGAGAGGUGGAAUGCUGGAGGAAAGCAGAAAUGGGAGGGGGCUGAUAAGUUGGGAAGGCGGAGGGAGCGUUGGAUGGAUGGAGAGAGUGCAGGAGGAGGAGGAGGAGGAGGCAUUGGUAUGGGCUCAAUCAGGUGGGAGGGGGGGUAAAAAAAAAGUUUGACAUACUUAAGACAAAGACAGAAGCGGUUUCAUUAUUUUCAUCCGUGGAGCUGAAGCUGCCCGUGGAAAAGAAAACAGCAUUGAAGGCUGAGAUAGCGGAGAGGAGAACCAGCAGGAGAUAAGAGGAGAACCGCAGAGGAGGAACUAAACUUCACAGGGAGUACAACUUUCUUCUGCAGAUCUCCUGCAGAAGAGGAGAGAACACCAGCAACCUGGAGGAGGAACAGCAAGAGGUCCAGCGGGCCCCCCAGCACCAUUUCACCAUGAGUAUGCCAGGGACUCUGGAGAAAGGCGCCCACCAUCAAGCUCUGGACCUGUCAGAAGAACUUCCACCUCCUCUGCACCACCACCACUCCAACCACCACCUUCACCUCCACCACUCCAACUCCAUGGCCUCCACCACCGCUGUAGGCGGGGGUAGAGAAACCCCCUCGCGGGUCGUAAUACCUCCCCCGUACUCUGCCGCCGAGAGCGGGGGUAGCGAGGCCCCUCUGGAGCUGCGGGGGUCGCUGGACUGCUGGGCCUGCUCGGUUCUGGUGACAGCUCAGAACCUGGUGAUUGCCGCCAUCAACGCCUGCCUCGCCGGACUGGUGUUCGGCACCAUCCUGACGCCAGCCAUCGUCAUGGUUCUGUUCGGGUUCUUGUGCCACUCUUCGGUCAAGCCCCACGGGAAGAACCCGUACUGCUCGGACCUGCUGACCGACGGCGGCUGCGUGGCGCUGCUGGUGGUGGGAUUCCUGCUGGUCACCCCUCUGCUGGUCCUGGCGCUGGCGGCGUACUGCCGCCUGGCCCGCCACCUCCAGCUGGGCCUGUGCUUCAUCCCGUACAGCCGGGCCGUGUACAAGAACCUGCCGGCCUCCCAGCACCGCGGCCUGGGCUCCGGCUGCUGCGGGGGAGGGGACGCCGCCGACGGCAGCGGAAAAGGAAAAGUUUGGGUUUGAGAAAACGGGGGAGGGUAAAACUAAAGGGAAGAAUGAGAUGAUAUUUGGAUGUUAGUAACUUUGCAUCAACACUGUGACGUAUUAAUCAGAGUAGGAAGUUCAGAUUAAAUCAAAGUCAUCUAAAUAACGUUGGAAUCAUGGAAUCACAGGGCUGAGGGAAGUUAUUUUCACACAUUUAUGUCACUUCUAAGAUCGCACUGCUGAUUAUAAUCUUGUGUUAUUUUCUUUUUUCUAAUAAAAAUGUAAAAUUUCA